UUAUCAUUGUUGGCAUGACGACUAGCCAAUGUUGCUUCAUACAAGUAUGGAGUAUUUCUUCAUAAGUGAGCUGCUGUUGUUAGAUGGUCUAAUCGAAGGUACCGCAAGUUGUUUAAUAGUUUAAUACAUGUUUCAUUGAAUAUGAUCUCAUUCUUAAUUUUAUGUAGUCUUCAAAUAUGCACCAAACCUAACCACUCACCCUAGGAAAAUUAUAAACGAAGAAGCUACUAAAGUUGAACUUACCAAAAGAUACCAGUUUAGUAGUUUACACCUUAUCCUUAACAAGCGAAGAAGAACCGAUGGCUGGACUUUUCCAAUGUAAAAAAGACCAUAACUUUCAAAACUUUGCAACAAAAAGUAAAAGAAUGAAAUGACAAUUUAGGGUGUGUCCUCUCACCGUUAAAAAAUAAGUUUCAAGUCUAAUAAGUUAGAUAGCCUUUAAUAACGUUCAAUCAAGUAAGACUGUAAGAGUUUAAAUCAGAUCUUAUAAGUGUACUCUAUUACGCAAUUACAUGUCAAAUAAGUUCAAAUCAAGUCUUAUAAGAUUAGAUAAAUUUGGAUAACUUUAGAUAUACUCGGAGAAAUAAGUUUAUGUUUCAUCCGAGGAAGAAAACACUUUGACACUAAACAGACAACUAUAAAAAGGUGAAAAUGGAUGGACCCAUAAUAUGGGUUAGUGCUAUGUGCGCCUUGCUAAGUUGGACUGAGUUCCCCGUACAAUAUCGUAUUGCUUACAUUCUCAAUAGUAUCUUGUGAAACCCCACUAUUUUUAUUUAUUUUGAUGAACUUUCUACUUUAUUCAAAUGCAUUUUAUAUUUUUAUCCCUUAACAUAACUUACUUAAUUUCACGUCUUUAAAAACACGUUAUGUUGUAAUCUCUUACCCACCCAUCAAGCACACCUUUUUACCUCUAAAACUUUGAAGAAGAAAACCAAAUAUGGGACUUCUUCAAUAUCCGCUACCUUGCCAUCUAGGAGAAGAAAACCAAUCUAACUCUCAUGGUUGUCGAUCUGGGUACUCUUCCUCGUCGUCUUCAUCCUCUCUCACGUCACAACUAAGUCUCCAAUCCCUCCCUUCUCUCUCAAUAUCCCAACAACUUGAUCAGAAAACUAACACUACCAUGCACCACCAGUGUAUUUCCACCCUCAAAGGCCACACCUCCUAUGUCUUCUCCCUUGUCCUCUCCGGAAAAUAUCUAUAUAGCGGUUCCUCGAACGAUGAAAUCCGGGUUUGGCCUAGGGAACUUACCAUGAAUAAUCAGAGUCCAGCUGAAAUUAAUAGCAAUAAUAUUGUUGCUACUACAAAUGGAGCAGUAAAGUCCUUGGUGGCUUUGGAGGACAAGCUGUUUAGUGCACAUCAAGACCAUAAAAUCCGGGUCUGGAAGAUUGAUAGCAAUAAGGAAAGCCACCAUAAGAGGUACAAAUGUAUAGCUACUCUUCCCACAAUGAACGACCGUUUCCUAAGGCUGUUAUCUGCUAAAAACUAUGUACAGGUACGACGUCAUAAGUCAUGUACCUGGGUCCAUCAUGUUGACACUGUCUCAGCACUUUCCUUAUCAAGUGAUGGAUCCCUCUUAUACUCUGCCUCAUGGGAUCGGACCUUCAAGGUAUGGCGUACCUCCAAUUUCAAGUGUUUGGAAUCAAUUCCUAAGGCUCAUGAUGAUGCCAUUAAUGCUCUCGAGUUAUCUAAAGAUGGAUAUGUCUACACCGGAUCAGCUGACAGGAAAAUCAAGGUGUGGAAGAGACACAAGGGAGAGCGAAAGCAUUCGUUGGUGGCAACUUUAGAGAAGCACAAGUCCGCUGUCAAUGCAUUGGCUCUUAGUAGUGAUGGGUCUGUGCUUUAUUCUGGAGCAUGUGAUCGCUCGAUUGUAGUGUGGGAAAGAGAAUCUAAUGGUGGUGGGAAUAUGGUGGUGGUGGGAGCACUUAGAGGCCAUAGCAAGGCCAUUUUGUGCUUGGCUGUGGUGUCUGAUCUGCUGUUCAGUGGCUCAGCUGAUAAGACUAUCAGGAUAUGGAAGAAGUCAGGUAUUGACAAGAAAUAUGUUUGUUUGGCAGUCUUAGAGGGACAUAUGAAACCUGUUAAGUGCUUAACUGCAACUGUUGAUCCAAACAGUAGUACUGAUUCUGGCACUUCUUAUUUAGUGUAUAGUGGUAGUUUAGAUUGUGAUAUUAAGAUGUGGAAAAUUUGGGUUCCUUUUCAGUGAGAUUUCCCAUGUUUUAUGUUGUUUUUGUAGCAUUUCGUAAAAUGUAAAUAGAAGAGUGAGCAAUACAUAACUGAUUUUUUUAUGGA
Messenger RNA from Spinacia oleracea (spinach), 2286 nucleotides. RefSeq names its product protein JINGUBANG-like. Lineage: Eukaryota; Viridiplantae; Streptophyta; Magnoliopsida; Caryophyllales; Amaranthaceae. The coding region runs from base 938 to 2200 and encodes 420 amino acids. The transcript has a single exon. The record is from RefSeq and is a predicted model, not a curated record. Gene Ontology annotation, molecular function: protein binding.